AUGGCUGCUUUACUGCGUUACGGCGGCCAUAUGCGCUUUCCCGGCGCCGCUGUUGCGGAGCACGUUGGAUCCCCGGGCACUACGUGGUUUGCGCUGGCGCAACGCAUGGGCAAGAAGAAGCGACGCAAGGUCGAGAAGGUCACUAAGUCGAAGGAGCAGAUAGAAUGCGCUACCAGUGAUGUGAUACGCCUUCACGACCGAGUUGGAGUGCCGGAAACUGCGCAUUCAAUGGCGCAAACUAUCCGCAAGAAUGUGAGGGGCGUCCAACAGGGGGUUGUGACACGCAAGCACAUCGCCAGGAUGCUGCAGUAUCGCAUGGCGCAAGCCACUGGGCUCACGCACGACGCUCCGCCACGCAAUGCGCCCGAUGCGUUCGUAACCCCGCUAACUAGGCUGCAGCAUGAGGCGCAGCUGCCGACGAUGUUGGAUCAGCCGCGCCACCAGUUUCCGCACGUCCUGCGAUAUACGGUGGACUGGCUGGCGGAGGCUUCCCCCGGGGAACACGAGAAGCUGACCGAGGUCACUCUAUCGUUCAACAUGCACGACCUGGGCCUGUCAGAAAUGCAGUUGCGCAAAAUGAAGGAGAUCCUGGGAGCCGACAACUACGACGAAGCCAGUGGAGUUGCCAUCCUGCAGGGCGACAUCUUCGAGACCCUGAACCACAACGCGCACUACCUUGGUAAGCGAUGA
Messenger RNA from Babesia bigemina, 690 nucleotides. RefSeq lists its product as hypothetical. Lineage: Eukaryota; Apicomplexa; Aconoidasida; Piroplasmida; Babesiidae. The transcript is spliced from 5 exons. Bases 1 to 690 code for a protein of 229 amino acids. The record is from RefSeq and is a predicted model, not a curated record.